UUAAAGAAUUAAUGCUAUUACUUAUAUUUGUUAUAACAACGCUUCUGAAAAAAUUAAUUGGAAAUAAUGGUCAGGUUAACCGAAGAAAUGGUUGCCGCUCGGACACGUAUGUCCGACUGUACAGCUGUCAAAAAACUUAAUUGUUGGGGUACUGAAUUAACGGAUGUAAGCAUUUUACGUAAAAUGAGAAAUGUUGAAAUAUUGUCACUAAGUGUAAACAAUAUCAGCAGUCUUAAAGAUUUUCAAAAUUGUGUUGAUCUUAAAGAUUUGUUUGUAAGAAAAAAUAACAUUAGAGAUCUUAAUGAGGUUUGUUAUCUUCAAGCACUUUCAAAGCUAAGAAAUUUAUGGCUUGGAGAAAAUCCUUGUGCAGAAAUUGAUGGAUAUCGUUUAUCAAUAAUUAAAACAUUACCUCAUUUAGAAAAAUUAGAUGAUAAAAUAGUAACUCCAGAAGAAGUACAAACAGCAAUGGUCAGAGGAAGAUCUUUAAUUCAUCCAUUAAACUUGAUUCAUGCUGAAUCAUCUUUACCAUCAUCUCCUUGUGGUACUCCAGAACUCUCCAUGACCAAGUACUUUGAAGAACAAGAUAUUGAUCAAAGUCAGAAUUACAGUUCAUCAGAUGAACAGAGAAGUUACCAAAACACUAAUGCUUUAGAUAGUUACCAAGAGACUGAUAAAAGGAAUGCAAAUUAUAAUACAUCAUCUGUUCACCACCGUCAGUAUCCUUUUAAUACUCGUUAUUCAUAUGAGAAUUCUAAUGAUAAAACAGCCUUACGACAUAAUGGUGAUUAUGAUAAUUUAAAUCAAAGAAUGUAUACACCAAUUUCACCACGCACACAUAAUCCGCUACUAGAAUAUAAUGAUGAAAGGGGAAUUGAAUAUGAUGAUUCUCAAAGAUCAAUGUCAGAACAAUCAAAGAGAGAAGUAAUAAAUCAAAAUAUAGAUAGAGAAGAUCUUAAUCAAACUUCUGAUUGGACAAGGUGCAUUGAGAAACAUAAACGCAGAUCACAAUUUCAGUUUCAAAAAAGACCAGUAACAAGGAAUUCGAACAUUCUAUCAGCUGUAUUGUGUCUCGUCAAGGAGUUGGAUUACCCAAGUUUGGAGGUGGUUGAAAUGGCAGUAAAAAGUCGCAUUGACGAGUUGGAAGAAUGAUAUUUUUUAUACCGUUCUCAGUUAUGUAGGGGGCGGUACUCGCAAAUAGCAUAUUACAUGUUAAUAUAAUUAAUGCAUGCAUUCCAAAUCUAAACGAGCUGCAUAUUUAUCAUUCCGUCUACAACUUUACUACCUUUCAUAGAAAGUUUAUCACUAACUCAGAUUAUAACUCAGGCUCAGGCUUUGUGGAGAUGCGCCAAACUAUUAGCAACAACAGCGUGCUACAGGAUUUUUUGUCCCUAUUCACAACACAAGGUACAGCCGUGAUAUAUACAAUCAGAAAAAUGAACCAAUUAAAUAAAAUAAAAAAUAAAGAGAACAAAAGAUAUUAGCAUAUAAAUACUUACUGAUGAACUGAAUUAAUAAAUGAGAAUCAAAAUAUUAUUCAGUUGAAGGUGCAAUAAAAAUAAUUAAGAAAA
Molecule: messenger RNA, 1568 nt
Organism: Ceratosolen solmsi marchali
Lineage: Eukaryota; Metazoa; Arthropoda; Insecta; Hymenoptera; Agaonidae
Product: protein C21orf2 homolog
Exons: 9
Coding region: 67-1149 (360 amino acids)
Biological process (GO): cytoskeleton organization
Molecular function (GO): protein binding
Source: RefSeq, a predicted model, not a curated record